CGCCAGACUUUUGUCUUUCCUUACUGGUUUUGUAUUUAAUAGGAUUUUCUUAUCGUAGUUCUUCUAUUUCUCAAGUUCCUUGCCUUUUACACGUGCUUUAUAGGAUCUCGGAACGACUUUUAGUGUGGUUACGAACGGAUUGAUGGAAACGUAACAGCCCACCUGAUCUGAUAAUUGCAGCCAAACAAGUCAGUCGUCGCACUCGUUUGAUAUCACAUUAUUUGUCAGCAUGUCAGACGACAUUUUGGUGGAAUGUAACAAAAGUCAACUCAAGUUUAUGCUGGAUUACCUAAGGCCUCUGUUGCCGCGACACCUGCAGCAACAUCAUUUUAUCUACAGUUAUCUCUAUCAUUAUGAGAGGAUUAACAACAAUCGGCAUCGAAUUGAUUCGGAUCGAUGGAAUGUGCGUUUCUAUACUCAUCGUAAAGGCCAACCUGAGAAUUGUACUCUAAUAACUCUCAAUGGAUCUCGAGAUUACAUUGUGAUUUGCUUUACACUGGACGAAACGAAAGCUGAACUCAAACAGUGUCUACAACAAACAAAUCGAAUAAAUUGGCAAAACACACCGUUCAGUAUGCUAUGUGACGAAGGCCUAUUCGAUGUAGUCAAUGAAGUUCUAUGCCAAAAAAAUCCAAUAGAUUGGUUAUACCCACCUCGCGAAAAUAUAUUUUAUCGUACUCCUGAAACAAUUGAGGCUCUUCCAAUAAACGUUAAACUUCCCGACGAUCUCUUCAUUGCUCCUCUGGAUCAUAGGAAGCAUGCCAAGAUAAUGGAUGAUCAUUGGUAUUAUAAGCAUAAUAAUUCUUUGCCUCUUAUCCGGCAUUCCAUAGAAUUUAAUGGAGGAUUGGGCAUAUUUCGACGUGGAGAAGCGGAUCCCAUUGCUUGGAUAACAACAAAUGAAUAUUUAACACCAGGAUUCCUUUACACUAAGAAAUCUGAACGAUGUAAAGGUUAUGGUGAAUUGCUUACUACUUUGGAGUUAAAACGUACACUGAAAAUACAUGGCUUGCCCUCAUGUUCCUUUAUAUCGGUGGAGAAUAAGCGCUCACUCGCCAUGAAUCGAAAGCUGAGGGCAACAGUUGUUGGAAUGGUUACAUGGAUAGAAAAACCUGUUCCUUUGAAUAAAAAGUCCCAUCUCUAGAAUUUUUUUCGAAAAAAUUAAACAUUUUUUAAAUAUUUGAUA
Molecule: messenger RNA, 1183 nt
Organism: Stomoxys calcitrans (stable fly)
Lineage: Eukaryota; Metazoa; Arthropoda; Insecta; Diptera; Muscidae
Exons: 5
Coding region: 230-1141 (303 amino acids)
Cellular component (GO): mitochondrion
Molecular function (GO): glycine N-acyltransferase activity
Source: RefSeq, a predicted model, not a curated record